This is a messenger RNA of Pseudogymnoascus destructans, 540 nucleotides long. RefSeq lists its product as uncharacterized. Bases 1 to 540 code for a protein of 179 amino acids. The transcript has 2 exons. NCBI's taxonomy places the organism in Eukaryota, Fungi, Ascomycota, Leotiomycetes, Thelebolales, Thelebolaceae. The record is from RefSeq and is a predicted model, not a curated record.
AUGCGGAAAGAUGGCGACGGCAAGGUGGUGAUAAGCGGGAGUGAUGCGGUGUUGCCAGAACAACAGGAAGAAGCAGAAGAAGCAGAAGCAGAAAAGCAGAAAAGCAGAAAAGCAAAAAAGCAGAAGAAGCAGAAGAAGCAGAAGAAGCAGAAGAAGCAGAAGAAGCAGAAGAAGCAGAAGAACGAAAACACACGCUCUCUCUCAACUCUUCACCCACUCUUCCACUCCUUCUGGAACUUGUCGCGAUCUCGAUCAACCGAGUCGAUCCAUCGUCAUCGUCGCGUUUUCCACGAACAAACCAAGACAUCAAAAAAGAAAGAACCAUCAUCCUUCACGUCGAGCAGCGACUGUAGGGGAGACAUUGACUUGUUUAUCUCCCGCAAACGGUACGGCGCCAGACCAGUUACUUCUCUCGACGUCUACCUCUCACUUCUUUCACCCACACUUUACUCUCUCUUCGCGACCUCUCUUCUCUUCCGACUUCGAACUAGCGAUCUUACCGCGACUUCGAACGUCGUCCUCAUCUCAUCUCAAGUCUGA